Messenger RNA from Scedosporium apiospermum, 957 nucleotides. RefSeq lists its product as uncharacterized. The transcript is spliced from 2 exons. Lineage: Eukaryota; Fungi; Ascomycota; Sordariomycetes; Microascales; Microascaceae. The record is from RefSeq and is a predicted model, not a curated record. Bases 1 to 957 code for a protein of 318 amino acids.
AUGUUGGUAUCGUGGUUAAAGACACCGACAAGCCAGAGGGAGAACAGAGAGCCUCCCCGCCAUCCACUGCCCUCCGACCGUCCUUCCACCCCACACAUCCCCACGCCCGUCCGCCUCAUCAUCCACCCGUCCCCCUCCAUAACCCCUUUCCCCCGCCACGACCCAGGCCGGUCCCCGAGCCCAAGACGCUUCCGCCGCGUCGUGCGCCCCUCCCCGCCCCAAGUCACGGGCCACAUUGUCCCCUACCACGUCCCCGUGCCGAACACCUCGCAUGCCAUCCCCUUCGAGGACUUCAUACGCAUCGUGUACCGCCCCGGCGAUGGCCAUCGCUUCGCGGCGUGGAGUUCGUUCUACGGGCGUGGUUCGUCGGUGUGGUUGACCGACCGGAACCUGAGGACGCUUUGGAUGAGGCUCGUGGGGAGGGCGGCGAGGGAGGAGAGGGAGAGGUUGGGGCUUCCGGCGGAGCCUGGCGAGGAGACGUUGGAGAGGGUGAGGGAGUGGGCUGAGGAGACGGAGUGGGAGGCGAGAACGGAGGUUGGUACUUAUGGCGGGGGAGAUAGAGAGGGUGAGGAGGGUUAUGCUGCUGGUGAUGAUAAUGAUGAUGAGGACUGGGAUGUGGACGAUGAAGAAUUGGAGAUUUAUCAGGAGGAGUUGAGGGGUCAUCAGAGGAGGCUGCAGGGCGAGUUGGAUGGCAUUAGGGAGGAGUUGAGGAAUAACAGGAGGCAGGCGAGGAGGAUAGAGGCGGAGAGGAGGGUGUUGGAGAGGAUUAUUGAGCAGGCGACGGAGAGUGAGGCUCAGACGACGAGGGAGGCGGGUGUUCAGACGGGGGAGGUGGACGAUUUUGAAGUGGGAGAGACGGAGGAGGUCGAGUUGGAGCAUGUGGAGGAUGUUGAGGUAGAACAGGGGGAGGAUGCCGACGCAGCACUAGCGGAAGAAGAUGACGAUGGUGUUGAUUAA